Messenger RNA from Leptosia nina, 273 nucleotides. The record is from the annotation of a GenBank genome assembly. NCBI's taxonomy places the organism in Eukaryota, Metazoa, Arthropoda, Insecta, Lepidoptera, Pieridae.
AUGGUUGUUGUAACUGUCAAAGAUGUAAUGGAGCAAUCUGGAAGCAACGGAAUGCCACUUGAGAAAGUUGAUGCGUUUGAUUUUGAGAUGCUCGGGCCCCUAGCUGAGGAACUAAGGCUUGAUUCGGGAAGCGAAAGUGAGGACGAAUUUAUGUCGGUGGAAGAGAUACGAGCGGUCCUCGGAGGGUCGGAAGAUUUUGUCGAUGAGGAGGAGGAAAUACCAAAUUUGUAUAACCAUUUUGAUAUAUUAUCAUUUAUUAAAAAUUUAGUGUAA